Molecule: messenger RNA, 3677 nt
Organism: Pelmatolapia mariae (spotted tilapia)
Lineage: Eukaryota; Metazoa; Chordata; Actinopteri; Cichliformes; Cichlidae
Gene: kpna3
Product: karyopherin alpha 3 (importin alpha 4)
Exons: 17
Coding region: 70-1635 (521 amino acids)
Biological process (GO): NLS-bearing protein import into nucleus
Cellular component (GO): nucleus; cytoplasm
Molecular function (GO): nuclear import signal receptor activity; protein binding
Source: RefSeq, a predicted model, not a curated record
AGCUGCCGUACCUCGUCUUUCACGGAGGAGAUCCCGAAAGCCGGAGUAACAGCUAAACCCCAUACAGCCAUGGCAGAAAACGCCGGCUUAGAAAACCACCGCAUCAAGAGCUUUAAAAAUAAGGGGCGUGAUGUCGAGACUAUGAGAAGGCAUCGAAAUGAAGUGACAGUUGAGUUGAGAAAGAACAAACGAGACGAACAUUUACUGAAGAAGAGAAAUGUCCCGCAGGAGGAGAGUCUGGAGGACUCUGAUGUCGACUCAGACUUCAAAGGACAAAAUGUUACGCUCGAUGCCAUUCUACAGAACGCUACCAGCGAUAAUGCGGUUAUACAGCUCAGUGCUGUACAGGCAGCCAGAAAACUGCUCUCAAGUGACAGAAAUCCUCCCAUUGAUGAUUUGAUAAAAUCUGGGAUCCUGCCUAUUUUAGUCAAAUGCCUGGAAAGGGAUGACAACCCGUCGCUUCAGUUUGAGGCAGCUUGGGCUCUGACCAACAUUGCCUCUGGGACAUCAGCACAGACCCAGGCUGUGGUUAAAUCCAAUGCAGUGCCCUUGUUCUUGCGACUGCUACACUCUCCUCACCAGAACGUAUGUGAACAGGCUGUGUGGGCUUUAGGAAACAUUAUAGGUGAUGGGCCACAGUGCAGGGAUUAUGUCAUCUCUCUGGGUGUGGUCAAGCCCCUGCUUUCUUUCAUCAAUCCAUCAAUCCCCAUCACCUUCCUCCGUAAUGUUACCUGGGUCAUUGUUAACCUCUGCCGCAACAAGGAUCCACCACCACCCAUGGAGACUGUGCAAGAGAUAUUGCCUGCCCUCUGUGUGCUAAUAUAUCACACCGACAUAAAUAUCCUAGUAGACACAGUGUGGGCUUUGUCCUAUCUGACGGACGGAGGCAACGAGCAGAUUCAGAUGGUCAUUGAUUCUGGAGUUGUUCCAUUUCUUGUGCCUCUCCUCAGCCAUCAGGAGGUAAAAGUUCAGACGGCAGCUCUGAGGGCAGUGGGAAACAUUGUGACAGGGACAGAUGAGCAGACACAGGUGGUUCUCAACUGUGAUGUUCUGUCACACUUCCCCAACCUGCUGACACAUCCUAAAGAAAAAAUUAAUAAGGAAGCAGUCUGGUUCCUGUCCAACAUUACAGCUGGGAACCAGCAGCAAGUCCAAGCUGUGAUUGAUGCUGGUCUGAUUCCUAUGAUCAUUCACCAACUGGCUAAGGGUGAUUUUGGCACUCAGAAGGAGGCAGCAUGGGCCAUCAGCAACCUCACCAUCAGUGGGAGGAAAGACCAGGUGGAGUUCUUAGUGGAGCAGAAUGUCAUCCCUCCGUUCUGUAACCUGCUGUCCGUGAAGGACUCCCAGGUGGUGCAAGUCGUCCUGGAUGGCCUGAAAAAUAUUCUCAUCAUGGCAGGAGAUGAAGCCAGUACUAUUGCCGAGAUCAUAGAGGAGUGUGGAGGUUUGGAGAAGAUAGAAAAUUUGCAGCAGCAUGAGAAUGAGGAUAUCUACAAACUAGCCUUUGAGAUUAUUGAUCAGUACUUUUCAGGAGACGAUAUCGAUGAAGAUCCUAGCUUGAUUCCUGAAACUACUCAAGGAGGAACCUUCAAUUUUGAUCCAGCUUCCAACAUGCAAACAAAGGAGUUUAAUUUCUAAAAACCAGGAUGUUUGGUUCAACCAGUUGCACGGGUACUCUGUAAUCACCCCAGACAUUCAUCCAUCUCUCCUCCAAUCUGGCAACCUGGUACAGAAGGAUAUACUUAGCAUCACGUCAACAUGGAAACUCACCACUGAAGGGUUUACCCACCCCCACCUCUGCACUAUGGGGUGUUUUUGAUUUUUUUUUUUUUCUUUUUUCUUUUAAAUGGUCAUCGUUCACAGAACACUGCAACCCUUCAUAGGAGUCCUUGUUAUCCAACAGGCACAUUCACCAUCUGGCAACCUGCAUCAGGAAGAUUGUCAGUAUUUUCUGCCAGAGCUUCUAAAAUGUCACACAGAAAGGAAACCAGAAGGAAGGAAAAGCCUUCACGGAAAGAUUCAAUUGCCAAAUGUCAAGUUCUCACAAAGACGGAAAAACAUAAGCACAUUUUCAGACACAUGAACACGCAUGCAUAUACACGCACUUUUUUUUGACACUUAGAAGAAUUUGUGUGCAUACUUCAGUUAGAAGCCAUCAUAUCACUCAUGGGGAAGAAAUACUGCUGUUUGUUUGUGCUUUAUUUUGUGCUUUCCCCUUCCCUGGAUUGUCCUCUAGUGUUACUUCACAAAUGCACACUGACAUACUACAAGUACAUACAUUAAUACAUUUCGUGACACUGAUUCCUGAUAGUCAGGGCACACCAAUACCCUCUCUCUCACCCAGUUUAAAGAGUUAAUCCCAGAGCUAAGCCAUGAUUAACCACGGACCCCCACUGCCCUCCCAGGAGAGUCCUUGGGCAGGUGGAGGGGCGAAAGGGCUCUAAGGCAACAAGAGGACUCCGUGGCAAACUGACUGACGGGACUUCUGACUCAAUGGCGUCACUUUUUUAAUGUGACCUCUGUUGAAUUAUCAAACUUACUGUUUGUUUAAAAAAAAAAUCAUCAAAAAUGUGAAGAAAAUGCCAUAAUUCUUUUUUUCUUUUUUUUUUCCCCAAUACAACUGUUAAGACCUGCUAAUCGCCUGCUACUGAUUAAGCAAAGCGGCAAAAUUUUUAUUUUAACGGAUGUGAAUACCUGUCACGGGAGGAAGCACCUUUGGGCGAAGGCACAGAGACUUAAGAGGAGCACAUCAGCUGUAGCGUUUAUCUCCCCCCGCCACCCACAGGACAUCCUCCUUCUGAGCUCAGUCACGUCCUGGGAUUCAGUAAACUGUUUGCUCGGGACUCCCCUGUAAUGUGAAACUCUGAAUGGAGGGAGGGGGUUUAACAAAAAGAAAGAACACAACUUAAAGCUAAAAUCAUCCUAAUUGCGAUAUGACCUUUCUUUUUUUUCUUUUUUUUUUUUUAAAUUUCGCUACAGACAAAUUGGUUUCAUGUUUCCGCUUCUGCUGGUUGGGUCUGUGGAGCUUCCUUUGUAUUACUAUUUUAUUUUUUAGGUUUUCUUCAGUCUUAUGCACACGUCUGAGAGGCAUAACGAUGUCUGACUGCAGAAACGACAAAAAGGACCUACACUCACUGAAGACUAGACUUGUACAACGAGUGCAGGUCCUGAUCUUUACAUUACUUAACUACUUUCGAUAAAGAGGUCACAUGUCAUCACUCAAUUUGAAUAACUGUACAAAAACGUGAUGUGUAUCUCUCCUUGCCGUCUAAUGAAUAUAUAUUUACAUAAAGCCUGUACAAAGCUGCUGCAGCUGACAGUCAUUGGAUGGACGAUAACUGUCAAAGAUGGCUGGGGAUGAUCUCUAUUUUUUUUUUCCUCCUUUUUGAAGCAAUAUUUCUUUGUUUUAUUGUUUUUACUUUCGACUUGCAUAUGUAUUGUGAUGACAUGCUGAUAGAUUGGAACAGGCUGGUUUUGUUUUUUUGUUUUUUUUCCUUCUCUCUCUCUGUAGUGGUGACGGGCUGUUUAAAAUGUACCGUCCCGUGUCCCGGUUGAUGUGUAGGCUUGGGGUAAAUGUGUCAAACUUUAAUCCCAAUCAUAGCCCUGGUCUGGAAUACUUAAUGAUCCCACCCCCCCGGUUGGCUGCUAACUACUUAGAGGGGUUCAGAGCUGGGGUUUGG